CUCUCCUCGAAGUUGCCCUCGUCGCAACAUCCUACAAAGAACAAGAAAAAAAGUCUAAGCAGACAAUUGCAAUAUUUUCCUGUCAGUUGCUUGAGUCUUUCUUUUCCGGACAAAGCUUCACGCCAUAACCCUCUUCUCAAUUGCGUUUCUGGGUUAUUUUCCGUCGCAGCCAUCAUGUCUAGCUUCUUCAUCGAGAACAAGAAUGUCGGCAACAAGGCCGAGAGCGAAGAUUGGCGAAUUCGGGGCUACAAUCCUCUGACUCCUCCCGAUCUGCUUCAGCACGAAAUCGCACAAACUGCCAAGUCGAAGCAGACCGUGAUCGAGGGCCGCGAGGAGGCUGUCGCCAUUGUAAAUGGUACCGACGAGAAGCAAAGACUCUUGGUCAUUAUUGGUCCUUGCUCGAUUCACGACCCCAAGGCCGCCCUCGAGUACUGCGACUUGCUGCUGCAAGCUAAGGAGAAGCACAAGGAUGAGCUGCUCAUUGUCAUGCGCUCCUACCUGGAGAAGCCACGCACAACAGUGGGAUGGAAGGGACUGAUCAACGACCCGGAUAUCGACAACAGCUUCAAGAUCAACAAGGGCCUGCGGCUGUCAAGACAGCUCUUCGUCGACCUUACGGACAAGGGCAUGCCCAUUGCCAGCGAGAUGCUCGAUACCAUCUCGCCUCAGUUCCUUGCCGAUUUGCUGUCCGUUGGCGCGGUCGGCGCGAGAACCACCGAGAGUCAGCUUCACCGAGAGCUGGCCAGCGGUCUCAGUUUCCCUGUUGGUUUCAAGAACGGCACCGACGGCUCCCUCGGGGUCUCCAUUGACGCCAUCGGCGCUGUCAGACACCCCCAUCACUUCCUCUCCGUCACCAAGCCUGGUGUUGUUGCCAUCGUUGGCACCGUGGGCAACGAGGACUGCUUCACCAUUCUGAGAGGUGGUACUCGGGGCACCAACUACGAUGCCAAGAGCAUUGCAGAGGCGAAGGCUGCAUUGGAGAAGGCCGGCCUCCCCCAGAGACUUAUGGUUGAUUGCAGCCAUGGCAACUCGCUGAAGAACCACAAGAACCAGCCUAGGGUUGCCGCUGACCUCGCUGGCCAGAUCGCCGGCGGCGAAGCUGCCAUCAUGGGUGUCAUGAUUGAAAGCAAUAUCAACGAGGGUAACCAGAAGGUACCCAAGGAGGGCAAGGAGGGUUUGAAAUACGGUGUUAGUAUCACGGAUGCAUGCAUCCACUGGGACGACACCGUUGCCGUUCUGGACCAACUUGCCGACGCAAUCAAGCAGCGCCGGGAGGUUCUCGGCAGGAAUGGCCAAGCUUAACGAGCUCGUCGCCGACUGCCUUUCUUUUUUUCUUCUCCGCGAAAACGUUGGAAGUUCCAUCGAUGCAAAGUAAAUGACCAACAAAUAGGGGAAAGUUUGCGUGCAUACCAAUGGCCUAGCAGUCGUUGCAGGCAGUUACAUAGAGUCUCGGCGAGGGUAAAAAGUUCUGUAGUUUGCGAUAAAAAUUGAAUUCCGUUGAUACCCAAACGUUCGAAUUCCCUGGUUCUUUUCUGAAGGAGGGGGUGAGUAAGGGAACUGAUAUAAGCAAAGUUUAGGAAGUGGUUAUUCCUCUGGGGACGGCACGUUGUAAUUUCUUCUGCGGGCAUGUGUGCCGAUUGUAUGGAAUAUCGUGAAAAUGAAUAAUUGUUCGUCCAAUGUCGUGUUGUAAUGCAGGCAGUGGUGAUCAUCGCAGCUGCAUCUACGUCAGGCCAAUCAAGCGGAGCAUAUUUCUCAGUCCGAGCAUGACGAA
This is a messenger RNA of Colletotrichum destructivum, 1771 nucleotides long. Its product is annotated as Putative DAHP synthetase I/KDSA, DAHP synthase, class 1, aldolase-type TIM barrel. Gene Ontology annotation, cellular component: cytoplasm. The record is from RefSeq and is a predicted model, not a curated record. The transcript is spliced from 4 exons. NCBI's taxonomy places the organism in Eukaryota, Fungi, Ascomycota, Sordariomycetes, Glomerellales, Glomerellaceae. Gene Ontology annotation, biological process: aromatic amino acid biosynthetic process. The coding region runs from base 175 to 1302 and encodes 375 amino acids. Gene Ontology annotation, molecular function: 3-deoxy-7-phosphoheptulonate synthase activity.